Messenger RNA from Anthostomella pinea, 369 nucleotides. NCBI's taxonomy places the organism in Eukaryota, Fungi, Ascomycota, Sordariomycetes, Xylariales, Xylariaceae. The record is from the annotation of a GenBank genome assembly.
AUGUGCCGGAGUUUCGUCCACCGCGACUUGUCCACCAUAAUCAACUCCCGCCCGGUCGAGGCUGCUGAUUUUGCCAUCCUCAAAUUGCGGCAUCGACCAGUUUCGGCCCCUUGGCGCUCGCAGCGCAGCUGGAAGUGCGCCGCACCGGUCGCAACCAAGCGUGGUCACGAAGAAGUGGAACUGGAUUCCGAAGAGGAAUCGGAAGAUGAGGGGGAUGGGGACGGGGAUGAGGCUGGGAAGAAGGCGAAGGAAGGCAAGAAGCAGAAGAAGAAGAAAAAGAAGGAGGAGGACAAGGGCCGGGAGAAAUGGAAGUGGAAAUAUUCCACUUUGAGGAUCAAGCGCAAAAAGCUCCCCGUGGUGGCUGGCUAG